AUGGACGGCACACGGUCGGCAUCGAGCGAAGAUGCGAGCGAUGCGGGUACAGUAUUAAAGAAUAUCGAUGUGCAUCAUUCUAGUUUAUCGUCACACCUGCGCCUCAUUAAAUCGCUCCAACCCGAUGUAGGGGCAGACACAGUUUCACAGAUUUUGGACAGCGCGCAAAAGCUAGUUGACCAAUUUACGGCAUUACAGAAGCAGCUUGCAUCUAGUGGAAUUGGCACAAGCACCGAAAAUCCGAAACCGAAAACCAAAACACCGCGCAUACCCAAGAAAACGAACGGCAUUUCUGGAAUGGAAAAGGCGAAAAGCGCAGACAGCACGGGAGUAUCUGCACAAGGAGGAGCCGGCAAAAAGCGAUCGUGGGACAAUGACUUGUCGGAAGGGCAAGAAUCAAGCAUUGACUAUACGGAUAAUCAGUCUUCGCGGAAAAGGCCAAGAACUAAGCGGAAAAUGCCGGGGGACAGUGACGCGGUGGAAGAUUUUGUGCCAGUUGCACUUGAAAAGGACGACAUUUCGGAGGAGGUUGAGCAGCGAUUGAGACUCAAGCAGGAACGCCGGAAGAAACUGAGCGCCGAACCAGAGAAAAAAAGAAAGCGCGACAGCAUCGAGUCGAACAAUGGGGAUAGAUGGAAGCGCUCGAGGGAGUGAUGUUGUCCGGCUGACUGUGAAUUUCCCA
Talaromyces stipitatus ATCC 10500 is the source of this 682-nucleotide messenger RNA. RefSeq lists its product as uncharacterized. The record is from RefSeq and is a predicted model, not a curated record. The coding region runs from base 1 to 654 and encodes 217 amino acids. NCBI's taxonomy places the organism in Eukaryota, Fungi, Ascomycota, Eurotiomycetes, Eurotiales, Trichocomaceae. The transcript has 3 exons.